Messenger RNA from Serinus canaria (Common canary), 4123 nucleotides. RefSeq names its product sorting nexin 25 (gene SNX25). Gene Ontology annotation, cellular component: intracellular membrane-bounded organelle; early endosome membrane. Lineage: Eukaryota; Metazoa; Chordata; Aves; Passeriformes; Fringillidae. Gene Ontology annotation, molecular function: phosphatidylinositol binding. The transcript is spliced from 19 exons. The coding region runs from base 154 to 3183 and encodes 1009 amino acids. The record is from RefSeq and is a predicted model, not a curated record.
CCGGCGGCCGUAGCGGUGCCAGUGGCGGCGGCGGCGGGCGGCGGAGGAGGCGGCGGCGGCGGAGGAGGAGAGGGGGGGCCCCGGGAGCGGCGACCUUCGCAGGGGGCUGCCGUGGCGGGAGAUGCGCUUGCUCCCAGCGGCGCCAGGAGCAACAUGUUCCCCGGUGCCGACAGCGCUAGCAGCACGGCCGGGCAGCCCGAGGCGGCGGGGGCCGCCGCCCCCGGCCCGCUGGGCUCGCACGGCCCCGGUGGCGAGGCGCGCCGCCGCAGCGCCCCGGCGGCCGCCGCUGUGGUCGGCAGCGGCGAAGAAGAGGCAGCGGAAGACGAGGAGGACGAGGAUCCCGGAUCAUCCCGCUUCGUGCUGGCGGCGGGACUGGGGCUUCUGGCUGUGUCCGUCGUCCACCUGGGACAGGAACGGGCCGAGGCGGGGGGCAGCGGGCCGCCGUGCCUGGCGCUGCUGCUGCUCCGCCUCGCCCUCUACGUGGGCUGCGCCGCCGCUGCCGCCGCGCUGGGCACCCUGAUCGUCCUGAUGUGCCGCGGCCGCCGCCGCCUGCCGCCGCCGGACUUCGCCGCCGUCGCUCCGGUCCGGCCGGUCGCGGGGAGUAAUUGGUCUGGAAGCUCUCAUGAUUCAAUCCAAUCAAGGAGAGUGGUUAUUUCUCACAAUAUGGAUAAAGCACUGAAAGAAGUGUUUGACUACAGCUAUAGAGAUUACAUCCUGUCCUGGUAUGGGCAACUGAGCAGAGAUGAGGGGCAGCUGUACCAGCUGCUCUCUGAAGACUUUUGGGAGAUUGCCAAGCAGCUGCGACAGAGGCUGAGUCACAUUGAUGUAGUUAAAGUUGUCUGCAACGAUGUAGUGAAAGCUUUACUCUCACACUUCUGUGACCUUAAAGGAGCCAAUGCCAGGCAGGAAGAUCCACCGAGACCUUUUUUGUUGCACUCAUGCUUGAGGAGCUCUGAUGAAGAAGUAAGAUUUCUGCAAAAAUGUUCUCAAGUUCUGGUGUAUUGUCUCCUACCCUCAAAGGAUGUCCAGUCUGUCAGCUUGCGCAUAGUCCUUGCAGAAAUACUUGCAACAAAAGUACUGAAACCAGUGGUGGAACUGCUGAGCGAUCCAGAUUACAUUAACCGAAUGCUACUCAGCCAGCUGGAGUACAGAGAACAGAUGAAUGAGCAUCAGAAGAAAGACUACACAUAUGCUCCUUCUUAUGAGGAGUUCAUCAAGCUCAUUAACAGCAGCUCUGAUGUUGAGUUCCUGAAACAACUGAGGUAUCAAAUUGUAGUGGAAAUAGUUCAGGCAACCACAAUCAGCAAUAUUCCCCAAGUGAAGAGACAGAAAGAUUCAAAAGGAAAAGAAACUGCAGCAAUGAAAGCUGACCUCCUAAGGGCUCGCAAUGUGAAGAGGUAUAUUAAUCAGCUGACAGUGGCAAAGAAGCAAUGUGAGAAGAGAAUCAGGCUCCUGGGAGGGCCUGCUUAUGAUCAGCAGGAAGAUGGCAUUUCUGAUGAAGGCGAUGGCCCUCCAAGUCAGAAGAUUCUUCAGUUUGAAGAAAUUUUGGCCAGCCCUUCAUACCGAGAGCACUUCCGGAUCUACAUGGAGAGGAUGGACAAGAUGGCUUUGAUUGGCUUCUGGGAGUCCGUGGAGAAUCUGAAGAAUGCUAACAAGGCUGAAAUACCUCAACUGGUGAGUGAAAUUUACCAGAAUUUUUUUGUGGAAAGCAGAGAAAUACCUGUGGAAAAAUCCCUUUAUAAGGAAAUACAGCAAAGUCUUGUGGGAAACAAAGGCAUUGAAGUAUUCUACAGAAUUCAAGCAGAUGUUUAUGAAACUCUAAAGGACAGAUACUACCCCUCAUUCAUUGUCAGUGAUUUAUAUGAGCGAUCAGUCAAGCAGGAGGAAGAAAGAAGUUCUGCUCAGCUAACUCCUGAAGACAAAGAUGAAGUGAGCCAAGGUUGUGAAGAAGCUACUGAAGAAUGCAGCACAAGAAUUAAUGAACAGGCCAGUUAUGCUGUAAAUAAACUUCGCCAGCUAAAUGACAAGCUUGAGUAUAAGAAACAGGCUCUAAAUUCCAUUUGCAAUUCACCAAAACCCGACAAAAAGAUUGUUUCUAAGCUGAAGGAUGAAAUUACUCUGAUGGAGAGAGAGCACAGUGACCUUCAGCUGCACAUUGCAAGAACAGACUGGUGGUGUGAGAACCUUGGCAUGUGGAAAGCCUUCAUUGUCUCAGGAGAGGUUUUAGAAGAGAAUGGAGAACAAGUGCCCUGUUACUCUGUCAUGGUGAGUUUACAAGAAGUUGGUGGAGCUGAAACUAAGAACUGGACUGUUCCCAGGAAGCUCAGUGAGUUUCAGAACCUACACCGCAAACUCAGUGAGUGUUUUCCAUCAUUAAAGAAAGUUCAGUUGCCUUCUCUCAGCAAGCUGCCCUUCAAAUCCAUAGACCAGAAAUUCAUGGAGAAAUCCAAGAAUCAGCUUAAUAACUUUCUGCAGAAAUUACUCUCUGAUGAAAGACUCUGCCAGAGUGAAGCACUUUAUGCCUUCUUGAGCCCCUCCCCAGAGCACCUCAAAGUUAUUGAUGUGCAAGGCAAGAAGUCAUCGUUUUCACUCUCCUCAUUUCUAGAACGACUUCCUGGUGAUUUGUUUUCUCAUCAGGAGGAAGAAACAGAAGAGGACAGUGACCUGUCGGACUAUGGAGAGGAGGUGGAUGGGAAGAAGGACUCUCUUGCUGAGCCGUGUUUCAUGCUGAUUGGAGAGAUUUUUGAACUGCGAGGAAUGUUCAAGUGGGUCAGAAAAACAUUAAUUGCACUAGUACAAGUCACUUUUGGAAGAACCAUCAACAAGCAAAUCCGUGACACUGUACACUGGAUGUUCAGUGAACCAAUGCUUGUUUACUACAUUGGUGUUUUUCGAGAUGCUUUCUGGCCAAAUGGAAAGUUAGCUCCACCACCGAGAGCCAAGAGCGAUGAACAAAAGCAGGAGACAAAACAGAGAGCACAGCAAAAACUACUUGAAAACAUUCCAGAUACUCUGCAGAAUCUUGUUGGACAACAAAACGCCCGUCAUGGUGUAGUGAAAGUGUUCAAUGCAUUGCAAGAGAGAAAGGCUAAUAAGCAUCUACUUUAUGUUUUGCUGGAACUGCUGCUAACUGAACUGUGUCCUGAGCUGAGAGCUCAUUUAGAGCAGCUUAAUGCCACUUAGGUUUGAAUCUGCACAAUUGGACCACUAGAGAAAUGUCUAUGUUCAAGAAUAGACAUGAAACUUAUUUUCCUCUUUUCCAUAGAGGGCUGAGGACUAUGAUUAUUUUUAGCGUUUUUCUUUCCUCUUGAGUUUUUUGUGAAGUACAGACUUGAAAAGAUCUGAUGCUGUUGUAGGGUAGACAAAAAAAUGCUGUGUAGCUGCCAAUUUUUAUUUAAAGUGUUCUAUUUGACUACUCCUCUGUUUCAAAUAUAGAUUGAAAAAUUAAUGUUCAUAUAUGCUGAAAGAAACCAGAAGAUAUUUUAAACAUUUAUGGAAAGAAAUUUUCCUUAUAGUGGUAAACUAAUGAAUGUUGUACAGUUCUAAUCUCCUCACUGAGGAUCUGAGCAUUCCUUUUUUUUUCUUGUGUAUUGAAAAAGCCUUGUUGUGCAAUACUACAUGUAAAGCUAUUGUGAAAAUUUUAUCAAUUUUGGUUUUACCAAAGAUUUCCUGUAGUUUGAAGCAUUUGUAAGCAAUAAAUAUCACAACUGGAUUGCAGCACUUGAUAAUAAGGCUGUACUGACAACAGAUCAAUGGGUUUGACAGCACUAGUUUUGUAAGAAGUAUCUACAUUGCUUUGAAGUCUGUGUCAAAAUUAUGUAUUGUAAACUGGUAUGUCCUAACAGAAUGCCUGUGUUCAAUGUUAGUUCAGAGAUUAGUGCUUAUGAAUUGCUUCUAUGAAUGAUCAAGUAGACAGUUAAUUAAACCAUUCUGAUAACUUCCCUGAUAUUAUUCAGGGCUGGUUUAUUCAAAUGCCCCAAUUUCAAAUAACCUCCAAAUUUUUCUCUUAUUUUUUACAAGGAAAGAAAACUGUCUUCGGUGGUUGGGUUUUUUUUAAAUUUAUGUAAAAAUAUGUAAAUAUUAUGUUAAUGCACAUCUAAAUAAUUAAACAUCAUCAAAAAUC